AUGGAUGUGGCCAAUAAGUCCACCAUGUCUGAAUUUGUUUUACUGGGGCUCUCUAAUUCCUGGGAACUACAGAUGUUUUUCUUUACGGUAUUUUCAUUGUUUUAUGUGGCAACAAUGGUGGGUAACAGCCUCAUAGUCAUCACAGUUAUAGUGGACCCUCACCUACACUCCCCUAUGUAUUUCCUGCUUACCAAUCUUUCAAUCAUUGAUAUGUCUCUUGCUUCUUUUGCCACCCCCAAGAUGAUUACAGAUUACCUAACAGAUCACAAAACCAUCUCUUUCAAUGGCUGCCUUACCCAGAUAUUCUUUCUCUACCUUUUCACUGGCACUGAGAUCAUCCUACUCAUGGCCAUGUCCUUUGAUAGGUAUAUUGCAAUAUGCAAGCCCCUGCACUAUGCUUCAAUCAUUAGUCCCCAUGUGUGUGUUGCUCUCGUGGUGGCUUCCUGGAUUGUGGGAAUCAUGCAUUCGAUGAGUCAGGUUGUAUUUGCCCUCAUGUUACCAUUCUGUGGUCCCAAUGAGGUAGACAGCUUUUUCUGUGACCUUCCGGUGGUGUUCCAGCUGGCUUGUGUAGAUACUUAUGUUCUGGGCCUCUUUAUGAUCUCAACAAGUGGCAUAAUUGCUUUGUCUUGCUUUAUUGUUUUAUUUGAUUCAUAUGUUAUUGUCCUGGUUACUGUGAAGCAUCAUUCUUCCAGAGGAUUGUCUAAGGCCCUUUCUACUUGUACAGCUCAUUUCAUUGUUGUCUUCUUGUUCUUUGGGCCAUGCAUCUUCAUCUACAUGUGGCCACUAAGCAGCUUUCUCAUAGACAAGAUUCUGUCUGUGUUUUAUACCAUCUUUACUCCCAUUUUGAACCCAGUAAUCUAUACUCUGAGGAAUCAAGAAGUAACGACAGCCAUGAGGAAACUGAAAAAUAGGUUUCUAAAUUUUAAUAAGGCAAUGCCUGCUCAUUAUUUUUCAUCUUAUCUUUUAGUUCUACUUAACUUCUAGCUUUUACCUUUAAGGCAUUAAGUGUCACAGUUUUUGUGACACAGAACAUUAGUGACAAUACUGUGUUAGGGUCUUCUUUCUAGAGAUUUCUUAUCAAAUCGUAAUUGCCAAGAAUUUGUGAGGGCUCAAGGUCAGUGAAUGUUGAAACUAUUCUCAUGAAGAUGAAUGUGUUCAAAAUACAUUUGAAAUUUCAGAAAAGCAAGUUAAUGAGAGCAAUUUAUUCCAGAAACAAAGACUAUAAAAAUUUCAGGAGUGACAGUUCCAGUUAGAACAUUCAAUAUCAAUAAUCAAUUUAUUAGAAAAGAGGACCAAGGAAUGAGAAGAAGAAAUAUAGAUUAAAGCAGAGCUAGGAGAUAAUGACAAUUACACACAGAAAUUGAGUCAUUCCGUGAGAUGCUUCUAAAGUAUGACAAACUAGUGAGAUUCUAUGAUCCUUAGAAACUCCAUACAGAAAAGUGAUGAUUUUUGACAUACUUUCUGAAGCCACUCCUACUUAACAUUUAAACCAAUUUGUGAUCUCUUCUAUUAAAGAAAACUCUAGAUAUAUUUUUAUUACAAAUGUUGAUGUCCAUAAAAAUGCUGUAAGUGUAGCAGUCUUUACCAAUCACUUUUAGUUCAUCAUCAAAGCAAUACAGUCAUGAUAUUUCUUUCUGGUAAUGCAGAAUUGAGUAGAGUGGCUGGAGAUUUCUGCAAAUCAGAAAGUAUUAUGUAAUAAGUUGCAGAGCAGUACACUUUGUUUUGUAUAGACUCUAUGGUUACUUAAUUCCCAAGAAGUUAAAGCUAGAAUUAAGAGACACAGCUUAUCAUGGUUGAAUUUAUGGAAAGUCCAUACUUUCAUUUUAAAGUGUUAUAUUGCUUUGCAUUUUGGUUACUUUUUUCUUGAAAUAUUUGGAUGUGAAAAUAAGAAAUCUGCAUUUAGUAAUAUACUGUCAAUGUAAUAAGCAUGUUUUUGUACACGAAUAGGUUUUGUUACUAUUAUAAAUAAGCCUGGUAGGGUCAAUAUUAGCUUUAAUAUAUGCAAAUUAUCACUACCACCUGCUGCUGGUACUUACUGGAAUUGCAAGUGUGAAAGAAACAUAAUUCUGUAUAUCCUGCUUUGCAAAUCAUCUUUAAAUGAUGGCAAACAAACGAAAUAACAUGAGUUAACUGUUAUUUAGAA
This is a messenger RNA of Cebus imitator (Panamanian white-faced capuchin), 2143 nucleotides long. RefSeq names its product olfactory receptor 4K2. Gene Ontology annotation, molecular function: G protein-coupled receptor activity; olfactory receptor activity. Gene Ontology annotation, cellular component: membrane. Gene Ontology annotation, biological process: G protein-coupled receptor signaling pathway. NCBI's taxonomy places the organism in Eukaryota, Metazoa, Chordata, Mammalia, Primates, Cebidae. The transcript has a single exon. The record is from RefSeq and is a predicted model, not a curated record. The coding region runs from base 1 to 984 and encodes 327 amino acids.